AUGAAUGUUCGAGAUUUGUUCUAUCCUGAUCCAAAAGAGGGGGAAACAAAAAGAUGUGUUCAAAUUCGACGAAGAGAUACGAUUGCCGUUGUGGAUAGGACAACUCCUCCAAGAAUAAGAUACGAGGUUGACUCGGGACUCUCUCCCGUUAAGAGGCCCAGGUUGAUUCGAGUGUGUAAUUAUUAUCUUUGUCCUAUAUUAACCUUGUCCCUUUUCUCAGUCUAUUCCUUUUAAAUUUCAGGUAGAUUCUUCACGUUCUCCUCCAUAUGUCCGAAAGCUCGCGCCAGCCUCCUCUUCUGGACCAUCGACCAGUCGUAAAGCCUCUGUUGACCUUAAUCGGACCGAUCCCGCGCUUUCAACAACUCAAUUCAGUGGCUUUAGUAAUAUAGGAUGCAGAAGUGCUGAGUCAACUCGAGGUUCUUUCACAUUUACUAGGAGUAGUUUUCCUUCAACUUCGUCUACUUUUGGGUAUCGGCGACUUGAUUUUGCUACUCCAAAAAGACGGAAUCAAGUAAGUUUUAGUGUUGCAGUAUCAUGGGUAAUAUAAUUAAUGCUGCUUAAAGUUACUCAGAAGGUUCACAAAUACGUUUUUAGGUCCCACCAACCAAGAAAACUCUAGCCUCGACGUUGAAGCGACCUGCAGCUCGAGACAUUCAGCGGACUCCCCCAACGAUUUUAAUAGCAGAUCAGACUCGAAACAAAAGCCCGCUCAUAUUUGUAGACGAGCAAUUCACCCCACCGAGACCACGGAUUGUUGAUUUCACACCCGAGAAGCAUGAUAUCACAGUUCAAAGGACAAUAAAGCGACCAGAAGUUGUGAGAGACGAUAUUCAAUUGGAUUUACCUCAAGAUGAUGAGGAAUUUGAGAGGUUUAUGGAGGAAAAGGCGAAGUCGCAAGGAGCAGAUGAGGAUGGGAUUGGACGUUUAGUGGAUAUGUUCGAUAGGGAAGACGAUUAUCAAGAGACUUACACUUUAAGAGGUAAGAUUGUUUGAUGACCUCAUUUUUUUCGCAUUUUUUGUGUGAGACCAUGCGCUUUAUGAUAAAUCCUACGGUUUAGUGACGCCUCGAGAACGGUUGCGGGUUCGAAAACGAGACAUUCACAUUUCAUCGGGUCUCCUUUAUAUCGAAAAUCGGAACAGGAGCAUCAUUGCGAAGCCAGAUAAAGAACUAAACCUGUCGGAAAUUCCGGGAGAUGUCAUCCAAAUGGAACUCUUCAAUACUGAUAAUACCGGUCAGCAUGCUCAUGACGGGAAGGACUUGAUUUUUGGAGAAGUUAGAAUACUGUAA
Messenger RNA from Bursaphelenchus xylophilus (pine wood nematode), 1288 nucleotides. Lineage: Eukaryota; Metazoa; Nematoda; Chromadorea; Rhabditida; Aphelenchoididae. The record is from the annotation of a GenBank genome assembly.